AUGCGGUCCAAGUUCAAGGACGAGCACCCCUUCGAGAAGCGGAAGGCUGAGGCCGAGCGCAUCCGCCAGAAAUACACUGAUCGCAUCCCAGUCAUCUGUGAGAAGGUCGAGAAGUCUGACAUCGCUACCAUCGACAAGAAGAAGUAUCUCGUCCCCGCCGAUCUCACCGUGGGCCAGUUUGUCUACGUGAUUCGCAAGCGCAUAAAGCUCUCCCCGGAGAAGGCGAUCUUCAUCUUCGUGGAUGAGGUCCUCCCGCCCACCGCCGCUCUCAUGAGCAGCAUCUAUGAAGAGCACAAGGAUGACGAUGGCUUUUUGUACAUCACAUAUUCCGGCGAGAACACCUUCGGUGACUUUUGA
Messenger RNA from Penicillium pulvis, 357 nucleotides. RefSeq names its product autophagy-related protein 8. Lineage: Eukaryota; Fungi; Ascomycota; Eurotiomycetes; Eurotiales; Aspergillaceae. Gene Ontology annotation, biological process: macroautophagy; cellular response to nitrogen starvation. The transcript has 3 exons. The record is from RefSeq and is a predicted model, not a curated record. Gene Ontology annotation, cellular component: fungal-type vacuole membrane; autophagosome; cytosol. Gene Ontology annotation, molecular function: phosphatidylethanolamine binding. The coding region runs from base 1 to 357 and encodes 118 amino acids.